GUUUUUUAUUUAUAGCGAUUGAUCGCAUUUUUUCUGUUUUUGAGAGUGUGAACAUUUAUUAUUUGGAUUUAAAAUAUAUUUUCACCAAAAGAAAAAAACAUAUAUAAAAGUUAUGAAUCAUGUCCGAAGAAGUAGUUAAAAAGGGUCCGAUAAUAGCUGCUCGUGAAACAGGUCCUGGUCCAGGAAGAUAUGCUUUGCCAUCCACAUGUGGAUACCACAAUCAUGAUUUUACUAAAAAAAUUAGCCCCGCUUACUCCUUCGGACACCGCUUAGGAGAUCUGUUUAAAACAGAUAGCAGCCCUGGUCCUGGUUAUAUGGUUAACUCGGCAAUUACUAGAUUUGGAAAAGACGGAACUCCAAAAUAUUCUAUUUUAGGCCGAGCUAAAGAUCCAAAAACAUUCGAAACUCCAUCACCAGGCGCGUACUCACCAGAAAAUGUCCAUCCCCCAGGUGAAAGACAUGCUCCUGCAUAUUCCAUGGCUGCAAGAACAAGAUACAGAAAACGCGACACAACACCGGCUCCAAACUCAUAUACGCUGCCAACACUUCUAGGUUCUAAGAUUCCAGAUAAAGCUGCAUCGGCUGCAUUUUCGAUGAUUGGUAGAUCAAAAACUGGUGGUUUUGAUGAAGAUUUAUCUAAAACACCGGGUCCUGGACACUAUAAUACCUUAGAUCCCAGUAAAAUAAAAAAAAAAGCUCCUGCUUAUUCAAUGUUAGGAAGAAGUUACAUGCCUGGGGAUUCAACUCAAAAACCUGGUCCUGGUGCACAUUGCCCUGAAAAAGUUACUGCAAAUAAACGCAAAGCUCCUUCUUUUUCACUUGGAAUACGUCAUUCAGAAUAUAUUACUCCACUUAUCAUUGAUGUUAGCAAUUAAUCGCCUCAGAUUAAAAGUUUUUUAUUAAAAAAUAUAUAUAUUUUUUAAAAAUCAAACAGUUUUUUGUA
Hydra vulgaris (swiftwater hydra) is the source of this 943-nucleotide messenger RNA. RefSeq names its product ciliary microtubule associated protein 1A. NCBI's taxonomy places the organism in Eukaryota, Metazoa, Cnidaria, Hydrozoa, Anthoathecata, Hydridae. Gene Ontology annotation, cellular component: cytoskeleton. The record is from RefSeq and is a predicted model, not a curated record.